CAGGCGCUGUGAGGGGGAAACAGGGAAACUGAAUUCACCGGAACACCGGCGUAAGAAAGUGUAAAUACACGCCAGCAGAUUUUGGGUUGGGUGUUUGAAAUAAUAAUUUCUAACACAUUAUCACAUUAUUAGUACGGCCUCAACAACAUGGGAGGUGGUGACCUUAACUUGAAAAAGAGUUGGCAUCCGCAAACUCUUAAAAACAUCGAGCGAGUGUGGAAAGCGGAACAGAAACAUGAGGCGGAGAGAAAGAAGAUUGAGGAGUUGCAGAAGGAGCUUAAAGAGGAGCGAGCCCGAGAAGAGAUUACCAGAUAUGCGCAAGAGACAGGCGCUGUAAAAAAGAAAGAUGACCGAUUGGACUGGAUGUACCAGGGUCCAGCAGGACAGAUCUCUCGAGAGGAAUACCUUCUUGGUCGCCCCAUCGACAAGCAGAUCACACAGCAGUAUGAGGAACCUGAGAGCGGACCAUCAGCUGAUACAGGCCUCCUGCCUGGUUCCAUAUUUAACCCUACAAGUUCUGUCUCUACUAAUGAUAUGGCUGCCAAGAUCAGAGAAGACCCUCUUUUUGAGAUCCGCAAACGUGAAGAGGAGAAGAAGAGAGGGGUUCUUACAAAUCCUGUUAAAAUGAAAGAAAUCCAAAAGAUGUUGCGUCACAAUCUUGAAAAGGAAAAGAGGAAACAAAAAAAGAAGAAAAGAGAGGAGAAAGAGAGGAGGAAGGAGAAAAAGCACAGAAAGAGGAGUUCAAGUUGCAAUGAGGAUGGCACAAAGAAUAGGUCAAAAGAGAAACGAUCAGAUGUCUCAACCUCUAAUAGACAUCACAAAUCAGGCUAUGGACUUCAAUUACCAGCAAACAGAUCUUCAGUAUCUAACCACACAGAUCACGGUUCAAGAGACAGGAGUCGGUCCCCGUUGUCUCAUAAAACAGACAGGGACAAUCACUCCUUUAGAGUGACAGAGCAGAGACCUAAAACCAAAGCCCCCAGCCCAUCAAGACACAGAGACCGCAAUCAAAGACAAUACACUAAUUACAGCAAGCACAUCUCAGCUGAAGAGUUGGAAAAAAAGAGAAAGGAAAUGAUGGAUUUUGCCCGUGAAAGAAAAGUGGAAAGGCAAAAUAAUGUGCAGAGGUACAAGCGACAAGAGGAACAGGAGAAAGCCAGAGACAAUGCCAAACAGGACCGUCAUGCUGGCUUCAUACAUGACAUGAAACUAGAGAGUGCUGCCACCUCCUCUCUGGAAGACCGUGUGAAGAGAAACAUUCACUCUAUUCAGAGGACCCCUGCUGCUCUGGAGAAGAACUUCAUGAGAAGAUGAGACCAUAAAGAACAUGGAAACUUUCACCUCUGUCUUUUGUUUUAAGAUUUUUGUAAUUUUUAAUUAACAUCAUGAUGCCAGAUCAUGGUUGUAAAUAAAAUGUACAAAUGACA
Molecule: messenger RNA, 1427 nt
Organism: Sinocyclocheilus rhinocerous
Lineage: Eukaryota; Metazoa; Chordata; Actinopteri; Cypriniformes; Cyprinidae
Product: pre-mRNA-splicing factor CWC25 homolog
Exons: 9
Coding region: 148-1314 (388 amino acids)
Biological process (GO): mRNA splicing, via spliceosome
Cellular component (GO): U2-type spliceosomal complex
Source: RefSeq, a predicted model, not a curated record